Bactrocera neohumeralis is the source of this 1874-nucleotide messenger RNA. Its product is annotated as SPRY domain-containing SOCS box protein 3. Gene Ontology annotation, biological process: proteasome-mediated ubiquitin-dependent protein catabolic process. Gene Ontology annotation, cellular component: SCF ubiquitin ligase complex. The record is from RefSeq and is a predicted model, not a curated record. The transcript has 3 exons. Gene Ontology annotation, molecular function: protein binding. Bases 503 to 1606 code for a protein of 367 amino acids. Lineage: Eukaryota; Metazoa; Arthropoda; Insecta; Diptera; Tephritidae.
UACCACACCCCUCAUUCUUCGCACAUAAAACUUUCGGAACAACUAUCAACACAGGAAUUAUUCCUGUAUCAACAGCUGGCGUCUUGUUUAAACAAUAGCAUACAUAAACUGUUUACAAUUUACAAAGUGUAAGCAUAGAUAAUAUAUAUACAUAGAUGUGUAAUCAAUAUUAAGAGACGCAAAGUUAUACCCGAAGUCAAAUCACCGGCAUUGGCACAGUCGCUCAACGGAACUCGUGAAGAGCGCAAGCUAGCUAGCCAGAUAAAUUGGGAAAACACUACAUUACAAAUAUCUAACAAGUUUACUGUGUGUAGGCGCUAUACGCAUAACUCCGGCAAAGUGUUGCUUGUGGAAUUUUCCACGCAUACAUAAAUGAACACUCGCUGCGUGCAUGCAAACGUCUUGUGUGUAUUUUAUAUCUACAACUCUUGGCCAACAUUUGUCCAUUCAUAGAUCACGCUUACAACAACCGCAAACAUUUCGAACUUUCCAGAAUUAGAAAAUGUCUCAUCGUCGCCAACUAUACAUAAACGCUACACAGCGACCCGUUGAACCCUUUUGUGAUUGUACAUUUCCGAAAAGUGUCUUGCUGGCCACUUAUAAAGGAUAUCUACCAGAUUUAGUGAAUUGUCGUUGUGGUGAACGUGUUGUGGAAAAUAAAAAUGAAAAUUUAGAACAUACUGUCACAAAAGAUUCUAAUCUGGAGAAAGCGCCGGAGGAAAUUGUGUGUCAACCGAAUGGUUUGCAAUGGAGUUGGGAACAGAAUGAAACAACUGACACCUUGAUCAAAGGUGCUGACAUCACUUUUCACCCUACCUAUAGUCAGGGUACUGCAAUUGUGCGCAGUGAACGGCCUCUUAAGACGGGCAUGGUGCAUUUCUGGGAGAUGCGCAUCAUAACGCCACUAUCCGGCACCGAUGUGAUGUUCGGUAUUGGCACCGAUAAAGUUGAGCUCAAUCAAUUCCAGUAUCAUUUCGUUUCGGCGCUCGGCACAAAUGCACAAUCCUGGGGUUUUUCCUACAAUGGCAAAAUACAACAUAACGGCGUACAAUUGCCGUAUGGCCUCAAAUUCUCCCAGGGUUGUAUUGUGGGUAUUUGUUUGGAUCGUGCGCGCGGCACAUUGGAAUUCUAUUUGAAUCGUCGUUCAUUGGGCGUGGCCUAUACGAAUAUACCGUUGGAUCCAGAGGUCAAACUCUAUGCUAUGGUCUGUUCGACAGCCGCCAAGUCAAUGGUGCGUUUAAUAAAUUCCACCUCGCAAGCGGAUUGUCUGCAAUUGCGCGCUUUUAAAGCGCUCUCCAAACAGCCGAAAGAUUUGCAGUUACUACGUCAGAUGCCCGGUUUUCGUGGUAUAUUGAAUGAUUAUUGGUUCCUAACGCCGCCGGUGCGUUAUUCACGUCGCAAUGCCGCUAGCGAAUUGGAUAUUGCCGAUGAGGCGGUGCUAUCGAAAUCGAGACUGAGCAGAAAGCAGAAAUAUAAAGAUGAUGACUUUGACAUAGAUGAUCUCUACUCAAAUGCGCACAAAAUAGCAAUGCGUUGCAGCCCAGAAAAGGACGAUGAUUUGCAUCCGAGCGAAUUUUUCGAUGAAUACUUUCAUUUCCUAUUUUAAGCGUCCAGUCAAACUGUAAAAGACUAAUUUUCGCUAAGAAAAACAAUUAACAAAUGCCCAUUGUAAAUUUCCGUGUACCCAUUUAAGCUUUUACAAACAUUUAUGGUUAUGAAAUUUGUAGUGCAAUUAGAAUUUGUAAAUUUAAUUAUAAGCUUUUUAGUGCGAAAUAACAGUUGUACAUUCGUGCUUAAAAUUUUCCAUUGCCAUAUUUUUGUAGAAUUAAUUUGUGUACUAAAAUUAUGAACAAUGUGUUACCAUCAAACCGUCA